CAAGACGUCAUGCUAGUUGUUUUGGCGGGAUGCGGGUGUGACGCAAACAUUUUCCAGACAUGGGUCAGCUGUCAGAAGUUAGCAGAAGUUAGUUAUGAACACAGCAACCGGAGAGAGGAAACGGCCACCCCCCGUUAAAGUGUUGUCCGGUCAGCUGAGGACGGCGAAAGAGAACCGGGGGAAAGCCGACAGCGGGGAUGGAUGGAGUGUCAAGCUGGGUAAGGGUCGCUCUCUUGCGGUCUCACUGGUGUGGAUGCAGGGGACGGUGGUCGAGGUCCAGAUAGACAGAAACACCGUCCUGCUGAUGGACGAGACGGGAACGUUUGGUGUUCAAGGCGUCAACAGCAUCCCAAAAGGAAAACCAUGUUUGUCCCAAGGCAAAUAUGUCAUGGUGAUGGGCGUCAUCCUGGCCGUCUCCCCGGAGCCAGUCAUCCGUGCCGUUAAGAUGGCAGACCUCUCGGAGCUCGCCGCACUUCACAGACGGAUGUGGAAGCUGGAGGUGGAGGAGCUACAGCAGCUGUUGGCGUGAAUGCAGAGAGAACAACGUGCUGCUGUGGAGCGUGCGUGUGUGUGCGUGUGUGUGUGGUACAAAAAACCUCACGGACUGAACUGGGGAAGGAUCUUUAGUGGGAGUUAUGAUGCAAACGUAACACUCUAUUAUAUUAAAGUAUUUAUACUAUGAUGUUGACAUUUGAAAAGCAGAUGUUUCCCUCUUGGCUCCAACCUUAAAGACUCAUUUAGAUUUAAAGAGAGGAGCUGUAGGGUUCAAUGCUGGAGUUAUUGCUGUGAUGGUUUACUUUGGAGCACAUGUGAGGCUGAAGUGAACUUCCUCUAAAAAUGACUGACCAAUGGUUAUCCAGCUGGAGGAGCGGUUUCCUGUUUAAUAUAUUUACCGAUGCUUGGGGAGAAAAGUAACACAGAGGAGAAUCUUGUUUCUUGAACAUAUCUUUAAGAAUGACUACUGAGAUUAUCAAAAGUUCAAAAAUGUAGAAAUCAAUUUGAGAUGAAACAAGCGGUUCAACAAGAAUGUGUGUGAAUGGGAUUAGUUAUUGACAUUUUUUUAUUCAUUUGUAAAUCAGUUCAUGAGAUGUUCAAACCUUCAAUGUUGAAUUAGAAUGGAAACAGUUUCAGUCUUUGAACAUUUGUGAACUUUUUUUUCCCGAUACUGCACGUAUUCUACCGCACAGGUUCUAAUCAUCACUGAAGCGUCUCCAUUUCAUUGUUCUUCUUACUCAACACAUUUCAGAGGAAAAUAUUAAUAAAGUAAGUUGUCAAAAAUCUUGA
Molecule: messenger RNA, 1284 nt
Organism: Labrus bergylta (ballan wrasse)
Lineage: Eukaryota; Metazoa; Chordata; Actinopteri; Labriformes; Labridae
Gene: rmi2
Product: RecQ mediated genome instability 2
Biological process (GO): DNA repair; regulation of sister chromatid segregation; negative regulation of double-strand break repair via homologous recombination
Cellular component (GO): cytosol; nuclear speck
Source: RefSeq, a predicted model, not a curated record